AUGUGUUCUAUUAACCGGAAUCCACUAGGGACAACCUUGUUGCGUAAACGCGAGGUGCUCGAAAGCGCUGAAUUCCCUGUCGGCUGGAUUGGCUACUCGCUUGGCCGAUUUGCCCCCCAAAAGCCCCAGACGGAGAGUGUGCGCCGACGCAACGCCAGAGAACGCUUUCGUGUGCGUGGUAUCAACGCCAGUUUCGACAGUCUACGGGCUUGUCUGCCUAUCGGAGCAGUAUCCCUGAUUGACAAAUCCUCUAGGCACCAAAGGACGUACUCGCGUCGUCGAGUCGAUCCAGUGCUGAAUGGAGACUACUUGCAGGCGUAUGAGCAUAAAGUAGGCCUCCGACCUAUUUGGCAUCUACAAUAA
Messenger RNA from Protopolystoma xenopodis, 363 nucleotides. NCBI's taxonomy places the organism in Eukaryota, Metazoa, Platyhelminthes, Monogenea, Polystomatidea, Polystomatidae. The record is from the annotation of a GenBank genome assembly.